Messenger RNA from Phaethon lepturus (White-tailed tropicbird), 1065 nucleotides. RefSeq names its product coiled-coil domain containing 89 (gene CCDC89). The transcript has a single exon. Lineage: Eukaryota; Metazoa; Chordata; Aves; Phaethontiformes; Phaethontidae. The coding region runs from base 1 to 1065 and encodes 354 amino acids. The record is from RefSeq and is a predicted model, not a curated record.
AUGGCUCAGGAUGACAGAGAGGCAGGGAUGGCCAACUCCAAAAGUGAUCCAGAAACGGGCAAAGACAUGGAAGAUCUGACAAAAGGCCUGGAGGAACUCUGUGAGAGCCCCAACGAGAAGAGUGAGAAGGCUCUGCUGCAUUCACGCCUAGAACAGCAGCAUCACCUUAUCUGUAUACUGAAGAAGAAAGCAGACGAUGCACGCAAAUGCUGCAGAGGCCUGGAGCAGCUCAACAUGGAGCUGGAGAAACUGAGGACCGAGGAUGCUGUGAAAAUGAAAACCCAGACCCAACAGAUUCAGCAUCUGGAGAGGCACUUCAAGGAUCUGGCCAACAACCAUGAAAAAAUGAUCCAGUUCAAGGACGAACACAGGAAGCGGCAUAUGCAGCUGUGGGAGGAGAAUAAGUGCCUGCGGCAGGAGAACGAAGCACUCUUCAGCCAGACUGUGAGGGAGAAGGAAGCUGAAGUGCUCCGGCUCGCCACGCAGGCCAGGCAGCUCUCACAGCAGCUAGACUCCUUGCAGGAGAAGCAUGUGUAUGAGAGUCGCCAAGCCCAGGAGCGAGAAAAGGAGCUGCUAGAAGCUCAGAGCCAGCAAGCAAGUGCCUAUGCCUGGGAAGUCGAUUCACUAAAAACCCAGCUGCAACGCCUACAGGAGAAGCACCAACAAACCGUUGCACAGGUAGAGCAUGCAGAAAGUCAGCAGAGAGCUCAGGGCAGUGAGCUGCAGGCCAAGCUGGAGAGGGUAAACGAGGAGAAAGAGCGACUACUGAACCUGGCCACGGAGAGGGGCAAAGCUCUGGAAGAUAAGCAACGGGAAAUUCAGCAGCUGGAGAAGAAGCUGGCGACUGCACAAAAAGUCAGGCAGAGAGCAGGAAAGCGCCCUGUGAAAGAGGCAGCAGUAGCGGAAUAUGACCUGAAGGUCCAAGAGCUCCAACAACAGCUCGAAAGCAGCAAGCAGGCAUACAAGGAACUCUCGCUGCAGUUCGAUGCUUACAGAAAGCACAGUACGGAUUUGCUGACUAAAGAAAAAGCGCUGAAUGCCAAACUCCAUCACUUUAUUGCAUAA